This is a messenger RNA of Kogia breviceps (pygmy sperm whale), 914 nucleotides long. The record is from RefSeq and is a predicted model, not a curated record. Lineage: Eukaryota; Metazoa; Chordata; Mammalia; Artiodactyla; Physeteridae.
GGUCAGAGUUCUCUUUUUGUAUAUGAUCUGACUAUUGUCCAUUUGCAUAUUCAGUCUCUCCGGAGAGUAAAGCAGAAGAGGAGACUAAGAGGGAACAGCAAGAGGUAGGAGGAAGAGCAAGGAAAAACACCAUCCUGGAGUAGAGCGGGUAGCCGGGAAGGCGGAAGUGCGGGGGCUUCCGGUCGGCGUGAGCAGCGUGCGGUGUCUGAGUUCCUGGGUUUUCUCAGCUUUCCAGGUAAAAUAUGGCUAAAAGUUUACGGAGUAAGUGGAAAAGGAAGAUGCGUGCUGAAAAGAGAAAAAAGAAUGCCCCAACGGAGCUCAGCAGACUUCAAAGUAUUCUUAAAGUAGAUGGUGAUGUUUUAGUGAAAGACGUUCAAGAGAUAGCAACUGUGGUGGUACCCAAACAUUGUCAUGAGAAAACGCAAUGUAUGGUGAAAGAUGAAACAGAUGACAUGAAAAUGGAGACUGAUAUUAAGAGAAACAAAAAGACUCUCCUAGACCAGCAUGGGCAGUACCCUGUAUGGAUGAAUCAGAGGCAAAGAAAAAGGCUGAAAGCAAAGCAAGAGAUAAAGAAAGGAAAAAGCAAAGCAAAAGCCAUCAAGGCAGCAAAGGGUUUGGCCUGGUAGACCCUUAACAAUUUGAAAAAUGCCGCAUGGGACAGGUCUUUGAUUAGAAUGUAUACAUUGAUUUCAGCUUCCACCAAAUGGAAACUUUGUUUCCAUUUUUUAACUUGGCCCUUUUCUUCAAUUCAAGCCCAACGUAACUCCUCAAAUUUGUCUUGGUAACUUGAAUAAAAUAUUUUCUUUGAUGAAUGAAAGCUACACUGAUAUUUUAAUUGAAUGCUAUCCAAUAUGCAGGGAUUAUCAGACAUCAGAAUUCUCUCGAGUAUUAAUGUGGUUGUAAUCAUUCAGUCU